Molecule: messenger RNA, 930 nt
Organism: Monoraphidium neglectum
Lineage: Eukaryota; Viridiplantae; Chlorophyta; Chlorophyceae; Sphaeropleales; Selenastraceae
Exons: 9
Coding region: 1-930 (309 amino acids)
Biological process (GO): cilium assembly
Cellular component (GO): centriolar satellite
Source: RefSeq, a predicted model, not a curated record
AUGGCUGCAGCCGCGGCCGCAGAAGAAUCAGUGGAUGACGUGCACGGCGGGGCAGGCCACGACAGCGCUGGCAGCGGGGGCGCGCCGCUGCAGGCUGAGCUGGAGCAGAAGGUGCUGGCGCUGCUGCAGGAGCGCCGCACGCUGGAGGCCAGCCACGCGCGGGACCUGGCAGCCAGGGAUGCUGAGGUGGCGCGGUUGCAGUUGUGCCUCGACAGCGAGGUGUCGGCGCUGAGGCGGCGCCAGGAGGAGGUGGAGGCGCGCGCCCCUCUGGUUGCCGUCCAGCUGGCGGAGGCGCGCGCCGCGCUGCUGUCAGGCGACCUGGACGUUUCGGACGAGGCCGCGGGCCGGCUGCGCGUGGCGGCGCAGGAGGGGCGGCUCGGGCUGGCUGACGCGGUGCGAUUUGCCCUGCACCAAGGAAUGCAGGACGCGCGGCGCGACAACGAGCGCCUGCGGCUCACGGGUAGCGCGGCGCGCGAGGCGGCGGCGCGCCUGGAGGCAGAGUGCGCGCGGCUCAGGCGCGACAACGCGCGGCUCGCGGCGGCGGAGGCUGAGCGCCAGUCUGACGCGGGGGCGGCCGUGUCGGCGCUUGAGGUCCGCUGCCAGCGGCUGUCUGUUGAGUUGGAUGAAGCCGCGGCCGCCGUGGAGGUGCUGCGGGCCAAGGGGCGCGCGUACGACGAGGUGGAGGCGCGCGCAGAGCGGCUGGAGGCUGAGCUGGAGCGGCUGCGCCCGCUGGAGGCGUCCGCGGCAGCGCUGGCCGCGCGGCUGCGGGAGGCGGAGGCGGCGGCGCGCUCUGCGGCGGCGGCGGGGGUGGCGGCGGUGACCGAGAGGGGUUACUUGUCACGGGAGCUGCAGGCUGCGAAUGACAGGGUGUUGCGGCUUGAGGCUGACCUGGUAGCCAGGGACGAGAAGGUGUGGGGUGGAGGGGCCUGA